AUGAAUGAGUUCUCGUAUAUUGUCAGCUCGAAUCGUUCCAAAGAAGCCCCAAAUGGAAUGACCGUAGACAAUGCCAUUCACCAACUAGAAACACCGAAUUCAGUAUGCACGCUUAUUGACACGCCAGGAAAUUUGAAACAUAGACAAACAGCGACAGCAGCUCUUGGACAAGCUGAUGUAGCGAUAUUGGUCGUUGAUUCUACGGCUGCUGAUAUUGAAGAGUGCACCACGACCACGGUGCCAGAUGAUUCGAAAGUCAGAUUUGGAUAUGAGGAGAUAGCCCAGAUCGCACAUGAUCAAGGGAUACGGCAAAUGAUUGUUGUUCUUACCAAACUUGAUGAUCGAGGCGCACACCUUACGGAAAAGCAAUAUAGCAAUGUGGUCAAGAGUAUUGGUUUCUCUCUGGACAAGAUUGGCUUUCGACACUCGCCGUCAAGUACAAUAACUACAACAAUACCCUUUAUCCCACUAUCCGGACUGAAUGGCGACAAUCUCACACAUAGAUCGCCUGGAAUCCCAUGGUAUGAUGGUCCCUACCUUAUGCAAGCAUUGGAUGGAAUGGAAAUUCCAGUUCGAGAAUCAUUCAAGCAACUUUGGAUCCCAAUACUGAAUGUAUGUCAGGUGGAAAGGAUUGGAAUAGUUGCGAUUGGAACCAUUGAGACAGGGACGCUGGAGGUUGGUAUGCAAGUAAAGAUACUUCCCAAUGACGUUUUGGCAAAAGUCGAAUCCAUUGAAAUGCAUCACACAGCUCUUUCCACGGCACAAGCGGGUGAUCAUGUGGGAUUUAAUUUAGUAUUUAGUGUGGAUGACACCACUACGGAAGCAAUGGAUAUUCGACCAGGGUGCAUUGCAACCGAUGCUGAUGUGUCCUAUUCUACCCUUGUGGAUCAUGGCUAUCUGUAG
This is a messenger RNA of Cylindrotheca closterium, 903 nucleotides long. The record is from the annotation of a GenBank genome assembly. Lineage: Eukaryota; Bacillariophyta; Bacillariophyceae; Bacillariales; Bacillariaceae.